This is a messenger RNA of Acanthopagrus latus (yellowfin seabream), 2485 nucleotides long. It is a transcript of the gene rnft1, whose product is annotated as ring finger protein, transmembrane 1. The transcript is spliced from 9 exons. Lineage: Eukaryota; Metazoa; Chordata; Actinopteri; Spariformes; Sparidae. Bases 344 to 1621 code for a protein of 425 amino acids. Gene Ontology annotation, cellular component: endoplasmic reticulum. The record is from RefSeq and is a predicted model, not a curated record. Gene Ontology annotation, molecular function: ubiquitin protein ligase activity. Gene Ontology annotation, biological process: positive regulation of ERAD pathway.
GUGUGUAGCAAUACUUACUACAGUCAACCGUUACGCAUAUUAGUGAUGUGUUUCAUUUGUUUAAAUUGUAUUUAUGUUCGUGAAUUGCUGUAUUCUGUUCAGUGUCAUCUGAAGAUACUCCACUAGGUGGCGGCAUUGCAGCGUUUUACAUUCGAUACGCCGGAAAACCCCAACAGAAGAAGUUCGUUACGUCUGCUGUCGUAAACAACGUCAAGAUGUCUGAACGAGCAGCUUAUGGCUUAGCCUGAAACAUAAACGCUGAGUUUUGUUUUUGGUUUUACCUUUUGUUUUUGUUUAGUUUGGCGUCCUGGACAUUGCGUUAGAUGGGGACCAAGCGUUUACCAUGAAACUCCGGGUGCAGCAUGACGGGAGUGAUUCCAGAAGAGCACUGAAACUGAGGGAGUCUCCUACUGUAAUGCAGCCUGAUUCAAGUGAGCGGGGCGCCCAUGCAGGAAACGGUUUAUCCCUUACUCUGCAACCAGAGCUUGUCACCAGGACGCCGGUGCCUGGUGCGGCUGCCGCCAGCCCUGAGAGCAAUGAGGUGCGGGUACCCAUGACUGGUGGGGCCGGGGAGUCCGGCGGAGCCUCCUCAUCCAGAAGGUGCAGAGUGAACUCCCACAGCCACUCCCAUUCUCAGCCACACGGACACAGUCGACAGCAGCACCACUCGAAUUCAGAGCCUGACCUCGACCCGCCAGAUUCUGAUCUGGACUCCGGAGAGCCCAGCACUUCCUUGUCCGAGCUCCGUUGUCUCUUCCGCUGGCUCCAAAAGAGCCUUCCUUUUCUCAUCAUACUGUGUGCUAAACUGGUCAUCCAGCAUGCUCUUGGUUUAGCAGUUGGGGUUGGCCUCUUCACCACCUUUCUAUAUGUGAAUAAAAGCAUUCAAACUCAAGUCUUUCUUCAGGAUCGUCACUCAAAGCUGCAGUGUGUAUGGCUGCUACUGUUCCUGAUUUCUUCCACCCUCCUGCUUUACUACACCUUUCUCACUGAGACGCUUUACUAUUGCCUCAUCUUCCUCAGCCCGACCAUUGAGCCGCUGGGUUUCUGGGAGGUUCUGUGGGCUGUCGGCAUCACCAACUUUGUAAUAAAGUUCCUCUACAUGGGGAUUAAGUGCCUUAUUCUGCUGCUGCCAUCUGCACUGGUGACGUACAGAACCCAGGGGCGGUGGCUGAUGCUAACUGAGGAGCUGGGUCAGGCCCACCAGGCUAUGGCUCCUGUUUCACUGUGGUUUCGCUACCUGGUCAUGUACCAGGAGUCUGACGGCACCCCUGGACUCACACUGGGGGUCUUGCUGGCUUUGCUCUACCUCAUACUGAAGCUUUUAGGAUUGUACAGUCAGUGGACGACUUUACUGAAAACUGUGAGGAUAUUUCUAAAGGGCGAGAACACAGGCUCAGCAGCCACUAGGAGUCAGUGCAGCGAGGCUGGCGAUGUCUGCCCCAUCUGUCAGGGAGAGUACAGGGAGCCUCGGGCUCUUAUCUGUCAGCACAUAUUCUGUGAUGAGUGCAUCGCGCUGUGGUUCAACCGGGAGAAGAGCUGUCCUCUCUGCCGCACUGUGAUCACAGAGAAGGUCUACAAAUGGAGGGACGGAGCAACAUCUCCGCACCUGCAGAUUUAUUGAUUGAUAAGGUGCAGGUGGUGGCUUCUGUGUGUGUGUGUGUGUGUGUGGGACACUGGUAUUAGGUUGUACAACCCCGAUUCCAAAAAGUCAGGACGCUGUGUAAUGCAAGAAUAAAUCAAAAUUUGAUCAUUUACUUCACUUUUUUGAUAUGUACUCAAUUUGAAAACAGCAAAAAGACACUUUAUUUAAUGAUUCCCCUUAUCAACUUUGGUCAUUUAUGGUUAUUCGGAAUUGGAUGCCAGCAACACAUUUCAAACAAAUUGGGGCAGGGGACACAAAAGACUGAAAGUUGUGGAAUGCUCCUAAAACACCUGUCUGGAACAUUCCACAAGUUAACAGGUUCCUUGGUAACAGGUGAUAGUUUCAUGAUUGGAUCUGAAACGGGCCUUCGAAAGGCUCCGUCAUUCAUGAGCACGGAUGAAGUGUGAGGUUCACCUUUUUUGUGAAAUACACUAUUGUAAUAAAGAGAUGACUCUUUCAGGAACACUUCAUAAAGCCGUAGUUGAUGAACACAGGUGAUCUGCAGAUGACUGCAUUCUUACUCAAUUUAUAUUUUACACAGCGUCCCAGAAUCUGGGCUGUAUUCAGUAUGUGAUUCCUGUACGACUCUCCAACCACACUGAAGAGUAAUGAUGUUCACACUGUUUCAUUAAUCAGCUAAUGGCUGCACCCCCAGGGCGCAGGCGAUGCACCUAUAGUAGGGUUAAAUGUUUCUGGCUUAUUAACCAGUUCAUCCCUACUUGUGACCGUCACAAAAAAGAAUGUUGAUUAUUUUCUUUCAUGCGCCCCAAGUGUUUGAUUUUUCUAUUUUAAGUUGUUUCCUCUUGUGUUGUGUUGCAUUCAUUCACCUUUAAUCUUAAUAUA